UAUUUUUCCAAAACCUAACCUCAACACGUGGCGUCCUCAAUUGAGUGAAGGGAAUUCUAGUUGCAAAGAAAAUUCGAGUUAAUUUCCACAAUGUCUGCAGAUUUUUAUAUCCGUUACUAUGUGGGCCACAGGGGCAAGUUCGGGCACGAAUUUUUGGAGUUCGAGUUCCGGCCGGAUGGCAAAUUGCGCUACGCCAACAAUUCCAACUACAAGAACGACACGAUGAUUCGCAAGGAAGUUUAUGUGCAUCAGUGCGUGAUGGAGGAAUUGAAGCGGAUUAUCGUCGAUUCGGAAAUCAUGCAGGAAGACGACGCGCUUUGGCCGCCUCCAGACCGCGUUGGGCGUCAGGAGCUGGAAAUCGUCAUCAAUGAUGAACACAUUUCGUUCACCACCUCCAAAACGGGCUCAUUGGUGGACGUCAGUCAAUCGAAGGAUCCCGAGGGGCUUCGCUGCUUUUACUACCUGGUGCAGGAUCUCAAGUGUCUCGUGUUUUCGCUGAUUGGCAUGCACUUUAAGAUUAAGCCCAUAUAAACUAACUGUAAGGUGAUUAUCAAUGAUUAAACCUACUUUUCCUUAUA
Messenger RNA from Dendroctonus ponderosae (mountain pine beetle), 578 nucleotides. It is a transcript of the gene mago, whose product is annotated as protein mago nashi. The transcript has a single exon. Gene Ontology annotation, cellular component: catalytic step 2 spliceosome; exon-exon junction complex; nucleus. The record is from RefSeq and is a predicted model, not a curated record. Gene Ontology annotation, biological process: RNA splicing. Lineage: Eukaryota; Metazoa; Arthropoda; Insecta; Coleoptera; Curculionidae. Bases 91 to 531 code for a protein of 146 amino acids.